Tribolium madens (black flour beetle) is the source of this 2343-nucleotide messenger RNA. Its product is annotated as T-box transcription factor TBX20-like. NCBI's taxonomy places the organism in Eukaryota, Metazoa, Arthropoda, Insecta, Coleoptera, Tenebrionidae. Gene Ontology annotation, biological process: heart development; regulation of transcription by RNA polymerase II; cell fate specification. Gene Ontology annotation, molecular function: DNA-binding transcription factor activity, RNA polymerase II-specific; RNA polymerase II cis-regulatory region sequence-specific DNA binding. The record is from RefSeq and is a predicted model, not a curated record. Gene Ontology annotation, cellular component: nucleus.
AUGUCGCCACUGCUACCACAGCCUCUGAUUGAUAGCUCAAGUCACGCGAAACUGAUAGCAGACCACACACACAACCCUCCACGCCUCCGAAAGCCCCGCCCGAGGAACGCCCCCUUUUGCAGCGCCGCCGGUCCGCGGCCCCGACCAGUCAGUCUUUCAGUGGGUACCAGUUGUACUGGACAUGUGUUGUUGACUGACGGUGCAUGGUUCUUUGUGACUUGUGACUUUCCAGUGUUUGUGAUGCUACUCGGUGCGAUGCCCGAGGAAAGUGCAGCCGCUGGGUUGCUUGUGCCCACGGCGAAGACGCGCGCCACUGACUUUUCCAUCGCCGCGAUUAUGGCCAGAGGAGCCGUCGCGCCGCCGGACGCCGACGCCAGAGAACUGCCAGGCGACGGUGCCGCUUCACGAUCCAGCUCACCCGACAUCGAGGAUCCCUUGGAGGACGAUGAUAUAGAAGUUGACGUGGAGGAAUGUUCGGACAGCGAAUCCGCGAGAAUUUCAAAACCCAAACUUCGACAAUCUCCCGCAAUUUCAGAUUGUGGUUCGGAACCGGCCGAUUUAGACCGGGAAUCCCCCGACAUAGUCCAAGAAAAACCCAAUUCGAAAGCAAAAAUAUCGUGCAACUGCGACGAGUUGCUCAACGUCGAAUGUCAUCUCGAAACCAAAGACCUCUGGGACAAAUUCCACGAUCUUGGAACGGAAAUGAUCAUCACCAAAACUGGGAGACGAAUGUUCCCGACUUUGAGGGUUUCCUUCACCGGAAUUCGCCCGGACCAGCGAUACGCCGUACUUCUGGACAUUGUUCCGGUUGAUAACAAACGUUAUCGGUACGCUUAUCACCGGUCCUCGUGGUUGGUGGCUGGCAAGGCUGAUCCUCCGGCUCCGUGCAGAAUAUACGCACAUCCGGAUUCGCCAUUCUCCGGGGAACAACUACGAAAACAAGUCGUCUCGUUCGAGAAGGUUAAACUCACCAACAACGAAAUGGAUAAAAACGGACAGAUUGUCCUGAACUCUAUGCAUCGGUAUCAACCUCGGAUCCACAUCGUCAAGUGGCGGGAGCACUCGGGCCCGAUUACGGACCUGGAACAGGAGCAGUACAGGACAUUUAUUUUCCCCGAAUCGGUUUUCACGGCAGUUACGGCCUAUCAAAAUCAACUCAUCACGAAAUUGAAAAUCGAUUCGAAUCCAUUCGCGAAAGGGUUCAGGGAUUCGUCCAGACUCACGGAUUUUGACAGAGAACCAAUGGAUAGCCUCUUCAUGGACCAGCACUUCCUCCGCUCAUCCCUCCGUCUUUACUCCAGCGACUCCCUCGACGCCGAAAACAACAACGCCGGCUCCCUCUUUUCGGCCGCGAUGAUGGAGAAGGCUCGCGCACACAUCCAGAUGUGGGGCCGAGCCUCCGGCGGCGCUCCUUACAACCCCAGUGAAUUGCACGCGUUCCUUCUCAACAGUUCCCCAAGUCAACAAAUCUACCUGGGUCAACGACCCUCUGUUCCUCUGGGCUUGACGAGCCAACUGUGGAGUCAGGGCGGCUCGUCUUGGCAGUCCCCCAUCCAUGGUGGUUUGCCCCCGGGUCUGUUGGGUCCGCCGCCCCCUCACCGGCCUCAAAUGACCCCGCCGCCCUCUUCCACUCCCAGUUCCUCGGGAUCGCCUAGUCCCACUUCCGUCAGUACUUCCGAUCUGCGAUUACCCAAAGCUGUGUUCCCCUCUUCGAUGCACCGUUUCAGCCCCUAUGCGUCGCCGCUGCCUCGACAGGCCUCCUCACUGAGUCCCACUUCGCGGUCCGGACACUGAUGAAGAGUCGCUCCGAGCCGAAACUAUACCAAAGAGUCUUUCCGGAAGACGAUAAUUGUGAGAUUAUAUCCUUGUAAAUAAACUGUCGUUGAAAUUAUUUAUUUGUGUAAAAUAGGGAGUCCUGGUAGAGUCACUGAUUUUUUUUAUUACUUACUUGUAAAGUGUAUGUGUAAUUAUAUUUUGUACAACAGAUAGCAGUAUUAAUGUACAUAAUCAUCAGUGUAGUACUUAAGUUCUCUUAAUUGUGAGAACUGAAACGUUCCUUUUGUUGUUGGUUCUACGGCACGUUCGAACAUUUUGUUUUUUUUUACACUACCGGCAUUCCAUCAUAUCAGAUAAAGUCAGUGUUUCAGUUUUAAAUUGUUUUAACUGUUGCUAUAGAACCAAAUUUUUAUAAGAAAUAGUUUACGUACCGUAAAUUGUAUAUUUUAUGAAAAAUAUUCUUCACUGUCAAUUAUUUACCUAGUUUUUCAUUGUAUUACACUAUGUUAAAAAGGAAUUUGUUGUUGUGUAUAUAUAAUAUGUGGAUUGUAAAUUAAAUAAACAAUU